Messenger RNA from Lathyrus oleraceus (garden pea), 1062 nucleotides. RefSeq lists its product as uncharacterized. NCBI's taxonomy places the organism in Eukaryota, Viridiplantae, Streptophyta, Magnoliopsida, Fabales, Fabaceae. The coding region runs from base 1 to 1062 and encodes 353 amino acids. The record is from RefSeq and is a predicted model, not a curated record. The transcript has a single exon.
AUGACAAAGCUGUUUUUGAACACUUUGAGUCCGUUUUACUAUGAAAGAAUAGUUGUAAGUGCUCCUAGUGAUUAUACCGAGAUGGUCAACAUGGGGAUGAGACUAGAAGAGGGUGUAUGUGAGGGACAAUUGAAAGAGAGUGGUUCUUCUAGAAGUUCCAAGAGAUAUGGGAAUUUUUUGUCCAAAAAGAAGGUACAUGAUGCUAAUGCUAUUUCACACGAAAUGCAUAUGAGAUCUCCGAGAAGCAAUCAACGUCAGCAACAUGUGGCGUCAGUUACCCUGAUUAUUAAUCCUGCUCCAGUUGUUCAAGUAACACCAAAUUAUCAACCACGUUUUCAACAACGUACCCAUCAACAGAAUCAUCAACAAAAUCGUGUCCAAAGACAAGCACAAUUUGAUCCCAUUCUGAUGUCCUAUGCGGAAUUAUAUCCUGCUUUGAUACAAAAUAAUUUUGUACAGACUAGAACUCCACCAUCUAUUCCAAAGGAACUCCCGUGGUGGUAUAAAUUUGAUCAUCAUUGUGCAUUCCAUCAAACUUCACCUGGUCAUGACAUUGAAAAUUGUCUUGCUUUGAAAGUUGAAGUGAAGAGAUUAGUGCAAAGAAAUAUUUUGUCUUUUGAACACUAUGGUCCUAAUGUACAAGCUAAUCCGUUGCGUAAAAAUGGUGGUGCAACUGUGAAUAUGGUUGAGGGAUGUCCUGGAAAUUACUGUGUCUUUAAUGUCAAUCUGAUUAGAAGAUCCUUGGUCGAGAUGCAUGGAACUUUGUGCGAGCUGAGUUAUUAUGAGAACGAUCAUGUUUCUUGUUGUAUCUGGUCAAGAAACCCUCGAGGGUGUUCUGUGGUAAAGAGAGAUUUAGAAGAGAUGCUGGAUGGAAAUCUUAUCCAGAUUACCAGAGAUAGGGACGAAGAUGAGCAUGGUGUGAAUGUCAUAGUUCCUCACUUCAGUAUCCCCGAACUAGUUAUGGUUGCUUACAAUAGUCAAAACUCUGCUGCUUCUCCUUUGGUUAUUCGUCUAGAGGGUCCUGCACCCUAUGAAUCUAACAAAGUUGUUCCUUACAAAUAA